This is a messenger RNA of Alternaria conjuncta, 2055 nucleotides long. RefSeq lists its product as uncharacterized. The record is from RefSeq and is a predicted model, not a curated record. Lineage: Eukaryota; Fungi; Ascomycota; Dothideomycetes; Pleosporales; Pleosporaceae. The transcript is spliced from 2 exons. The coding region runs from base 1 to 2055 and encodes 684 amino acids.
AUGGCCGCACCGGAGCGGACGACUCAGAGUAUACUUAAGAAGACCUUUGUUGAUCCUUUUCGGCUGCAAAAGCUGCGGCGCAAGUCCUCCGCACCCACUACCGCGCCCGGUAGUCCGCCGGCAACACCCGACCAGGAUGACCCAUUGGCAGCCUUACCCUUACUCCAGUAUGGCUCUCUAGACCCAAAUAAGAAGAGCGUCAGGCUUUUGGAAAUACUGCUCGCACCUGAACAUGAGCCCAUCCAGGCAACACUAUCGGUCUGCGACCUGGACGAUAAGCCUACCUUCAUCGCACUAUCUUACAUGUGGGACAAGGCUGGCGAGAAGAAGUACAUCGACAUCCAAGGAUCGAAGUUCGCCGUGGGAGAGAGCUUGUGGAACUUCAUUAAGCAAUACCGCAGGAAGCAGUACCUUCGACAGUGUUGCGAGAAGGAUCCGGGCAAGGCGAUACCCCUCUGGAUUGACGCCAUCGCCAUCGACCAGAGCAACAUACCGGAGCGCAAUCAUCAAGUGUCGCUCAUGCGCGAUGUAUACACUGGAGCGCAAUCUGUCAUAGUGUGGCUCGGACUUCCCCAGGGAUACGAGGAGUUGGCCUUCAUGCUUGCGCGGCAUCCUGACCUUCUCAGAGUUGAAGAGUUUCACAAUGCUCUGGCGAAUGUCCUCAACAAGCCGUAUUGGAGUCGGGUGUGGGUGGUUCAGGAGUUCGUGCUGGCACAGUCGGUCGACAUUUGGUGUGGUGACCUCAGUGUGGGUGCUGCGACAGUCGAAGGCAUCUGGCGCAAUGGCCUUGCGUCCACACCAGUCGCAUCCCCAACGAGCGUCAUCUAUACAAGUCGCGGCUAUCUGCUGUUCAAGUACCGGAAAGACUUCAAACGCACGAAGCAAUACCGGAGGGAGAUGCUCGGUCGCCGCAACAGCAAGACCCUGAAGUCGACAUUUCGCUUGCGCGAUCUCUUACAAGCCUUUGCGUUGUCGGAGAGCUCUGUAGUGUACGACAGAGUCUAUGGGUUUCUGGGAGUUGCAUCAACUGGUCGUGGAGAGAGGAUUGUGCCUGACUACAACAAAGCACCCGUCGAGCUGCUCGUUGAUGUGCUUCGCAAUCAAUGCCAUGAAGAUCCCAAGAGAGGAGAUUCGGACGAUUAUCGUUUCCUGACGUUCCUCAUGCAAGCGCUAGGUAUCUCGCGUGAGACCCUCGCACAGCAUAUCCUAAAGCUGUGUCCAGAUCUGCAGCCACACCUCUACAUUGUGGCUGCUACGCCCUGCAUGACCGCCUCGGUCUCGUUCAUCAGUACGAUUACUGAAGUUGGGAAUUUCGUUGAUCAUGACGAAGCCUUCCAACCAGGCACGUGGAGAGCGACCUGGACGCGAUCAAACAUGCAUCCAAGAUCCUUUUCGACCCAAGACAUCCAGGACCUCGGCGACUACAUCACCAAUGGAGACACGCAAACGCUGCUCAGCUUUGCCGACCCUCAUGUGCCAUACGGAAACCCCGGCCCAACUGAAAAAGUACGGCAAGCGAUGAUUGAAGCGUCCGCGGAUUUGGUGAUCGAUGGUCUUUCGCGCGCGGUUGUCGAGCAAGGGCAUGGCGCCAGCGCCAGUCCACAGCUUGGCGACAAUGGAAGCAAAGUCAUCCGUAACAUCAUCUCCCGGAGCAUGACGGAGGACGCGGCGGCACUAUACCUGGCCGCUAGAAGUAAACUGGCCCGGCGAAACACCGACCAACGACACGCACGAUACACGUCCUUCGUAGGCACCAACGGUAUUACUGGAUUUGCUUGCGGAGGAGGCCCAGGGUUGUACGAGAUAGGAUCAGGUGACCGCAUCUGCAUGUUCUCUGGCGUUACGGACGUAAACAACGCGUUCAUCCUCAGUCUCGACGCCAGCGGAAGAUGGCUGAUAUCUGGCUUUGCGGUCAUAUUGUUGCCGGAGUUGCGCACACCUUCAGUAUUGCGCAAAGGCACUGGGGCUACGCCGAGGAGUACUGACGGCACGACGCUGCCAGCUAUUGAGCAGCGUUCAGAUGAGCUUCUUACUGGACCAGACCUUGAGAAGUGA